UCUGACGUUCCUAAACUCGACUCGUCCCUUUCAUCUGCGAUAUUCCACCUCCUCUAAGAGAGCAGUGUAUAGCAUGGCGCUUUCGUCCCUGUUCCUUCGCAACGUGGCACGGUCGACCUGCUCUGCGGGUCCCGUACAUCAAUUCAGCUCCUCUAGAACCGUUUUGGACGCUUCCAAGGUACCCAUCGCCUUGGUAGCCCAACUGCGCAAGCUCAACCCGAUCUCGCUGUCCAAGGCCCGGGAAGCGCUAUCAGCGUCGGAGAACUCUGUGGAAAAGGCUUUGGAAUGGCUGCAAAAGGACCUCGAGGUGUCCGGGGCUAAAAAGGCGGAAAAAGUUGGACAGAGGUCGACGGAUCAGGGUCUGAUCGGUGUGACCGUGAUGGGCACACGGGCGGCUAUGGUAGAACUUCGAUGCGAGACGGACUUUGUCUCGAGGAACUCGGUGUUCAAGACAUUGGUCCAGGAUGUGACCUCGACGGCGGCGUUUCUUGACGUACCCGAAUCGGAAGCUCUCGACCCUAUCCCCCUCUCUGUUCAGGAUCCCCUUCUCGCCUUCCCAAUCGAGGACCUGCAGAGCGCACCUCUUAUCCCGGUAGACCCUUCAACAUCCUCGGGCCAGGACACCUCGAGCUCGAGCUCUUCGCCAGUGCAGACCGUUUCCCAGGCUAUCCGAGCCGCCAUCACCCAAACCGGGGAAAACAUUCAACUCUCCAGGGCCGUCUCCUUCUCUUCUCCCCUCCCUCCCAUGUUCUCAAGCAGCCCCUCGCUCUCCUCGGAAAAGAAGCCUGAAAUCUUCUACCUUCCCGGAGUCUACGUUCACGGUUCUACCGGAUCUACCAAUGAGGGCACCGUCGCUGCGCUUAGCAUUCUCUCCAUCGAGUCUACCGAUCAGGCUCGUCCGAUCCUCCAGCGGAUCGGGACUGAAGACUCGCUGGGUGCCGACCUACAAAAGCUCGCUAGGAGCGUAAGCCGUCAAAUUGUCGGCUUCCCUACCAAGUCCAUCUCCCGGCCCGAUUUCUCGGCUUGUCAAUCGCAAUCUGAAGAGACAGGGACGGAAGAAGGGGAGAUCUCGCCCUACCUGAUGGAACAGCCGUUCAUGAUGUUCCAAGGAGAAUCGCGGCCGGUACAAGAGGUACUCGGGUCUUGGGGUAGGGACAGGGCGCUCGAUGUGCGGGUGACGGGUAUGCGAAGGUGGACUGUCGGAGAAGCGACCGAGGGCUCGGCAUGAUGCGCUUCUCGCCAAUGUGUCACUCAUCCCGGAUUGAGCGGGAUGAAGCGGAUUUCUUUUCUUGCAUGUAGCCCAAUUCUUCAAAGGGGGCUCCCGCAAACGGCACGUAUGGCAUGUCCAGAGAUCCCUUGGUCUUGUAAUGGACCCUUGUAGCUACAGCUAAAGCACAUCUCCAUACACCAGUUUCUCCGAUCAGAUGGCAAGCAAGCAGUGGUCGAUUCGUUUCUCAGAUUAUUGGCUUGGGUUGCAUGAUAUUAGCCUAGGACGAACUCGAUAUCGUGUGAAGGACAUGACCGUUCAAUGAUCA
Filobasidium floriforme is the source of this 1535-nucleotide messenger RNA. Its product is annotated as elongation factor ts (ef-ts). Lineage: Eukaryota; Fungi; Basidiomycota; Tremellomycetes; Filobasidiales; Filobasidiaceae. Gene Ontology annotation, molecular function: protein binding; translation elongation factor activity. The record is from RefSeq and is a predicted model, not a curated record. The coding region runs from base 74 to 1228 and encodes 384 amino acids. Gene Ontology annotation, cellular component: mitochondrial matrix. Gene Ontology annotation, biological process: mitochondrial translational elongation. The transcript has a single exon.